UGAAUGUUUUUAAUGUUGAAGAUCAAUGUUCGGAUACUGCCUUCUUGAGCUACGCGAUACGCUUUGUACGAUCUCGAAUUCCUACCCUGCAUCAAAACGCGCUGAUGCCUUGCGGUGGCAUGCCUUGAACACGCCCACAGAAAACACAUUGCCCGGAAUGUUCGACCAUAAAUGUCCGCUUGUCAUUAAUCGAUGAUUGUCCUCUCUUCCUUCUAUUCUCUUUCCCAUUGAGCCUCGAAUCGAUGCCUAGGGCCAGGACAUUGGUAUACAAGCCCGAUGGGACUCUCAAAGAUCCAACCGUCUGCGAAUUUUGUGGUGCAAGAGUGGCACGACCGUGCGAUCUUCAUAGACACAUGCAGAAACAUCUGAGAGGAGAAGAGCGAGCGUCCAGAUCCUUUUCAUGCCCCUACUCCAAUUGCGACUUUCAGAGCUUACAGAAGGGUAAUAUGGAUACGCACAUUCGUAGCGUGCAUACAAGGAUCAAAGACCAAGAAUGUCCUGAUUGCGAGUUCGCCACUGCGGACCCAGGUUCACUUACUAGGCACCGGAAACGGCGCCAUGAAUAUGUUCCAGAGCGUAGAAAGCCUCGAGCUGAGCAGACUCUCUCGACUUCCUCGGCUUCAGGAACUUCGGACAUCAUUAUUAUAAAUUCCGGUAAUCGAUAUCCAGGACACAACCCGGGACGGAGCGCGUCGGAGGUGCCCCAAGCACCCAAGGCUUUGAAUCAGAAGGCUUCAAAUCCCAAAUUGAAUGCCUCGAACACGACAAGACCGCCGAGACCUCCGAGUAUUGCUGGAUUGCUGAAUGCACUACAGCCAGAGCCACCAAAAACCAGGCCACCAAAUCUUGCGGCGCUUUUGAAUCCAUUACCAGAGCCAGUUGAUAUAUCCAAGGGUGUCGGCGAGGCAUCGACGUGCUGUGCAGAGCAGACUUGGAAGAUGGAUCGGCAGUCUCAUCCAUUAUACGGAUUCAGUCGCUGUACUUCUUAAAAGUUAAGUAGGAAUUCCGCCUUUGAUUAGAUACGAUAACUAUAAGAUCGAGCCUCUAGCUAAUAUAUGAACUAUGUAAAUCCUCGUAUUUCAAUGUUUUCGGCCUUGACAUUCC
Molecule: messenger RNA, 1104 nt
Organism: Lentinula edodes (shiitake mushroom)
Lineage: Eukaryota; Fungi; Basidiomycota; Agaricomycetes; Agaricales; Omphalotaceae
Exons: 5
Coding region: 243-989 (248 amino acids)
Cellular component (GO): nucleus
Source: RefSeq, a predicted model, not a curated record